AUGGGGAUGAUGGGUAUCCUCUUGGGGAAGUCGGCGGCCCUUGGCGCCUGGCUGCUGCUCCUCGCAUCCUGCUGCCAUGCGUACUCGCCGGCCGGAGGCGUUAUCGAGGGCACCGCGUUCGUCGACGGGAGGUAUGCCAUCGGCACCACGGACGACGACUUCGUCUGCGCCACACUGGACUGGUGGCCUCCGGAGAAGUGCGACUACGGCUGGUGCAGCUGGGGCCGCGCCUCCUUGCUGAAUCUGGUAUCGUCCCUCCUCCUCCUCCUCCUCCUUCUCGAAUCCAUUCGGAUGAACCUCUGCCUCUGUGCUGGUCGGGAAAUCCAGACUGUUAUUAGCAUUGCUUUCUGGAACUCCUGGAGAUGUGGAACUCGACUCUCAGAGACAAGUGGAAUCCAAUUCUCAAGGGUUUCUCUCCAUUUGAUCAAACUCAGUAGACUGUCCGAAAUCACCAAUGACUGCAAUUAAUUGGCAGGAUCUCCUCUCUCCUCCCUUGUCCUCCCUCUUCUCAUUGCUUCCUGCUGUUUCAGCAACCAUGCGUUAGGAUUUCUGUCGUCCGGUUGAGAUCUCUCAGGGACGACCCACUGGAUGCUCCAAUACUUUUCUAAAUGGGGAAAAAGACUCGCAUGAUAUCAUAUCAUAACAUAGAGAUUAACCUACAAAAAUUCUACCGAAAGCAUCGAAACUCCCCCACAUUUAACGCGUGGAUCUCUUCAUUCCGCAGAAUCUCUCCAGCCCGAUGCUCCUGAACGCUGUCAAAGGUACCUCCCGUUCCUCGCCAAUCUCUCAUAUUCUCUCAGACUCCACCCCCCACUAAAAGUGCUGUCCAUUGGCCCUUCCUCUGCAGCAUUCUCUCCUCUGAAGCUCCGGCUGGGUGGAUCCCUCCAAGACAAGGUGGUGUACGAAGCCGGUGACCUGGACCAGCCGUGCAAACCCUUCACGAAGAACAGCUCCGAGCUGUUCGGCUUCUCCCAGGGCUGCCUGCCCAUGUCCAGAUGGGAUGAGCUCCACGAUUUCUUCAGAGAAACCAAGUAUGCGACGAAUCAUCACCAGAAUUAUAUAUUUUUAAAUUUCAAAUUAUUAUUUUUUCAUUAACUUGUGCUUGUUAAACUCUUCAGCGCAGUCGUGGUGUUCGGGUUGAAUGCGCUCAAUGGGCGCGUCCCGAUGUCGGAUGGCUCAUUGGGGGGUCCUUGGAGUUCCUCGAAUGCAGCUUCCCUCAUUCGGUAUACUGUCAGCAAGGGUUAUGAUGUGUCUGGCUGGGAGCUCGGUGAGAUUUCCCCUCUAUUUCUGAAGCUUUGUUUUGCUGCGCCUCUUGGAGUUUUAAAAGCUCUAGUUUUGGCGAGCCGUAAAACGAAUUUUUACCGUCUGGUUUCUGGUCCUGCUGUUUUCGAGAAGGAAAUCAUGAUCUAGUUCACGAUUGAUGUCAGUUAAUUGUGAUCAGGAGGCUCUCAUCAAAACCGUACAUUUAUGUGUCGAUAUAUGUAUGCAUAUAAAUCUCUCCCUCUCUCUCUAUAUAUGUAUUUGGUUCUUCACGUCGUCAAACUGUUCUUCUGAAGAGUGGCAAUAAUCAUACCUUCUGAUCCUUUCUUUUACCUUUUUUAAGAUUAUAAGUUUUGGGUAUUGCUCAUGACCGAUCAUUCGACUCGAUCUUCUCUUCUGAAGCAAUCAAUUGGUCAAAGCCGAAUCUCUUUUCUUUUGUCUUCAUAUUCUCAGGGUGUUCUUCUUUCCUCUGUCAGAUGGUGUGCAUUCGAUAUAAAUUAGGAAAUAUAACCCAGCCACCCCUUCUGAUCCAUUCAUUUCUGCAAGCAGGCGGGAUCCAGAGCAAAGCCCCCGUCCUAUUUGAGGCCGGGUGGCCUCGCCCCAAGCCAACUUUCUUUUAGCUCUUCCUUCGGUUUGGCACCAAAAAAGCCACCUAGGAGCCCAACUCAUAUUCGAUAAGCACCCUUUUUAGUCUUUUUUUUUUUUGGUGAAGAUAAUAAAUCGUGGGCAUUAUUGAUGGCCGAUCAACCAGCUCGAUCUCCUCUUAUAAGGAAACGAGCUAAUCAAUUUCUGUUUUUGUUCCUCUCCACUCUCCUCGAGACAGUUCUUCCUUCCUCUCGGAUACAGUGUGCGCUCGAUGUAAUCCCAUGGAUUAUCUUGACUGAAAAGAAACAGAAACCAUCCCUUUUUAUAUUUAUUCUUAUUUGAUUAAGAUCAUAAAUGUUGAAUAUUGUUCAUCCUCUCUUUGAAGGAAAUGAACUGAGUGGGAGCGGAGUUGGAACUCGGGUUGGGGCCGGCCAGUAUUCUGCCGACGUUGUCUCCCUGAAGCGGCUUUUGAAUGAGGUCUAUGGGGCCUCUCCCUCUCUGGAGAAGCCACUGGUAAUUGCCCCUGGGGGGUUCUUCGAACCUGAGUGGUUCGAGGAGAUUGUCGUCCGCACAAGGCCCAAUCUGAUGGAUGUGAUCACCCACCAUAUUUACAAUCUCGGCCCGGGUAUGCCAUUCGAUCAUCGUCGUCGAUCCGACAACUCUUGGGGUGGCCAAAUAUUCCACCGACUCACCUCUUUUUCUCAUGGUUUCCACUCCCGAUGAUUCGCAGGUGUCGACGAGCACUUGGUCAGCAAGAUCCUUGACCCCUCCUAUCUCGAAAAGGAAGCUGCCACAUUCAGCAGACUCCGGGGAAUUCUGAGGGGUGGCGGCUCCGCCGCCACCGCCUGGGUGGGUGAGGCUGGGGGGGCGUGGAACAGCGGCCACAAUCUCGUCACCAAUGCCUUUGUAUUCAGCUUCUGGUGAGUCCAGGGGCCCAGCUCCAGAAGGCUUCGAGAUUUUCGUGCUGGCGUAGACGAUUCUAGUUGACCAAAGUUACCAAUUUUGGGAAGGUACUUGGACCAGCUCGGCAUGGCGGCUGCCUAUGACACGAAGACCUACUGCCGACAGACAUUGGUUGGAGGAAACUACGGCUUGCUCGACACGGACACUCACGAGCCAAACCCGGAUUACUACAGGUUUCUGCUAUUUGGGAUCCCCUAUUUACUCUCAAGGAUUUGUCGGAUUUUCUUCCCUUUCAUAAUUCUUCUCGUGUAGAAAUGAUGCAUGCUUGCUGUUAUUUUAGAAGAUGGGCUUCCCCAGGCUUAGAGCUAGAUCAAACAUAUAUUCAUACAUUUGUCAUCUUUUCUCUCUCUCUCUCUCUCUCUCUCGCUAUCUCUCUCUUCCUGCAGCGCCCUCCUAUGGCACAGAUUGAUGGGGAGGACUGCUCUCAGGACAAACUUCACCGGGACAAGCAAGAUUCGAGCUUACGCCCACUGUUCAAGACAAUCCGUAAGUGAUAACCACGAACAUGUGUAUAUAUAUUCGUCUCUGGAGUUUGUCCUAAGUUUCUAUGGAGGGUUUAUGGAUCCUGAGACGUUGGUUUCAUCAGCAGGGGAUUACGUUGCUAUUGAUCAACCUCGAUGGCAACAACACCGUCCGAGUGGCCCCCACGACCGACCCAGACUAUGCCAGGGUGGCGAGGCAUGCUGUGGGGCUCCAUAGGAUGAGGCCUAGCCGGGCGGCGCGGCCACUGCGGGGACGGAAGAGUUACGAGUUCACGAGGGAGGAGUACCAUCUCACAGCCGGGGACGACGACCUGCACAGCCGGAGCCUGCUGCUGAAUGGGUGGCGCCUUGCCGUUGACUCGGAGUGGAGGAUCCCGGCCUUGGGGCCUAUCAGGAUCAACGCUUCAGAGCCCAUAAGAGUGGCCCCUUUCUCCAUUGUAUUUGCCCACAUCCCCCAUUUCUAUGCCCCAGCAUGUAGAUUCUAG
Molecule: messenger RNA, 3775 nt
Organism: Spirodela intermedia
Lineage: Eukaryota; Viridiplantae; Streptophyta; Magnoliopsida; Alismatales; Araceae
Source: the annotation of a GenBank genome assembly